AUGGAUUGGUCUUCAUCGUCUUCUGAUGAGGAGCUCCGAACAGCUCUGCGGCACAACGCCAGAAAUAUGCAGGCUGAGGGACGGGCUGUACCAACUUCCGGACCUCCAAUUACUUUUUACAAUGGCGAAGCUGUGAAGGUACAAUACGGCACUAUCUAUUGUCCCUUUAGAAGAAAGUACUUCCACAUACAUCCGGUAAAAAGAAAUCCGGCGGAGUUUUUUGGUGAUGUAAACGUGAGGCGGAAUAAACGUCGUUGUUUGUCUCCCUCGUCUGUUCAACUGCUGGAUGCGUCUUUUUUUGACGAAACACCUCCUGAAUUCAAAGAAAUUACACUGAAGGAAAUCAAUGAUAAUGGGUUUUAUCUUUUCAACGGUAUUAGGAAAUCCUCCUCUUCUUCGCUUACGACGUUGUAUCCACCACUUUUGCAGGAUUUCAGGUAUUCUCGCGUUGUAUUGAAAAAUCGGUUCAAAGAAUACUUGUUGUCGCCAGUUUGUUUGCGUAGCGAAAAAGAUGGCUGGAAACGAACUACAUACCAACUACCCCCAAAGGGAAUAGUUUCAAGCCUUUUUGACGGCCGUUUUGCUUUCUGUGGCAUGGAUUCUCAGUCGGAGCUGUUUAUUGUGGAAAAUCAUAGGCUAUUGCCUCACUCUAUUAAGAUUCCGGGUGGCACUGAUGAUAUAAUUGGAAUGCACUGUGUUGGUCGUAAUGCCAUGUUCAUUGUAAGGAAAAACCGGCUCCAACAUCUCUCUUGGGAUUCUGAUACUCCGUCAAAUACUGCGGUUUGGGAUUUUUCUCCUGAGGUCAAUGCAAGUUUUUCUUGUUCAUGCACCAAUGCAUUUUCAGAGAAUCAAAGUGCUUAUUGUGUUAUUCUUGCCUGUGGGAGGAGCUUGUUUACUGCCGCCAUGCAUGAGAACACGAUUCAUAAGCCUCAAAAAAUGUGCACUUUUCGUACAACACCGAUUUUAUCGGUUGACACUUUUUCUCUAGGACCUCUCGCUAACCAGGUGGUAGUGUGUGGAAUGAGGAAUGGCACCAUUCAAGCGCAAUCGUUGCAGGAUAUGCGAACUCAUCGUUCCUUUAAUUCUGGUAUUCAACUCAAAGCAGCGUGCAUACCUUACGUUCAUUGUGUGGAAAACAGUUUUAAUUUUGUUUCAGUCUCUAUUAUUGGUGAGAUAAAAUUGUGGGAUAUAAGGUAUAUGAAUAAAAAAGAAGCAGUCUUUGAAAUGGUGAUGGACACAGCUGGUGGCCGCUUUCACGAUAUACAGGCUGCUUUUGUUGAUGACAUUGCUUGCUUUACGAAUUCUACCGGUUGCAUUUCUUGCAUUAACACGAGAAGGUGGCUUGGUCUUGGUCAGUAUCAAAGAGCUGGGGGAAACGAGGGCCGAAUCCAUUUAGUGCGAGGUACAUUUGGAUAUCAAAUACUCGAUGCUGGUAUUUGCAAUACAAUGGCCUAUUUAUUGCAUGUUGUCUACUCAUAUAGCCGUUUUUUACAUAUUUUUUUUCUUUUGUUAUUAGAACUUAUUUUUCAAGAUGUGAGAGCUUUUUGCUGUCAAAAAGAGAUUUCUUUCUUCAUUACUUCUUUUUCUUUACUUUUUGAAGGUUUGCUCCCGGACUGGGUUCAAAAGGGUUCACCAUUACUGGCAUUGAUUCAAAAGGUUCUUGCUGAGUGUAGCUCAAAAAAGUAA
This is a messenger RNA of Trypanosoma cruzi, 1686 nucleotides long. RefSeq lists its product as uncharacterized. NCBI's taxonomy places the organism in Eukaryota, Euglenozoa, Kinetoplastea, Trypanosomatida, Trypanosomatidae. The transcript has a single exon. The record is from RefSeq and is a predicted model, not a curated record. Bases 1 to 1686 code for a protein of 561 amino acids. Gene Ontology annotation, molecular function: protein binding.